Molecule: messenger RNA, 1026 nt
Organism: Homalodisca vitripennis (glassy-winged sharpshooter)
Lineage: Eukaryota; Metazoa; Arthropoda; Insecta; Hemiptera; Cicadellidae
Product: aspartate--tRNA ligase, cytoplasmic-like
Exons: 1
Biological process (GO): aspartyl-tRNA aminoacylation
Cellular component (GO): cytoplasm; cytosol; aminoacyl-tRNA synthetase multienzyme complex
Molecular function (GO): aspartate-tRNA ligase activity; RNA binding; ATP binding
Source: RefSeq, a predicted model, not a curated record
UGGUAUGUGCUGUGUAGUGUAUACCACCCAUAUUUGUGAAGCGUGGAAAGAAGCCUCGAACCUUUAUCGUACUUAAUGAAAAUUUUAAAGUUGUGUGAUACUUGCAUCAUUUAAUUUAACAAGAAUUGUGUUUAAAUAAAGUUUGUCCUGUUCUGUAUUCCUUUGAAAAUGGGCGAAGAAGACAAGCUUGAGGACGUAGAAGCUGGAGCAGAUACAAAAUCAAAAAAGGCUUUAAAAAAGGCAGCCAAAGAUGCUGAAAAAGCAGCUAAGAAAGAAGCAAGAAAAUCUGCUGGACAAGGAGAAGGUGAUAAAGAGGAAACAGACGUGUCAGAAGGUAAAUAUGGUACUUUUGGCUUAAUACGCAGCAGUGAUGAAGAUAAAAACCGAAAAACUUCAUUUACUCAUAUCAAAGAUUUAUGCCCUAGCAUAACAAAUCAAGUUGUUUUGGUGAGAGGCAGAUUACACACUAGCAGAGCCAAAGGGAAGCAAUGCUUUAUGGUACUACGUCAACAGCAAUUUACAGUUCAAUGCUUGGUUAAUGUCUCUGAUACUGUAAGUAAACAAAUGGUCAAAUUUGCAUCAAACAUAAAUAAAGAGACAAUUAUUGAUGUCAUUGGAUUAGUAAGCAGUGUGCCUAAAGAGAUUGAAGCAUGUAGUCAAAAAUUAGUUGAAAUUCAUGUUCAAGAAAUUUGGAUUGUAAGUGAAGCCAAGAGUCAACUUCCUCUACUGAUUGAAGACGCAGCAAGACCUGUCAAAGAUGAUGAUCAGGAAGGCCUCAAUAUUAAGGUAAACCAAGAUACUCGUUUGGACAACCGUAUACUAGAUUUACGAACACCAGCAAACCAAGCCAUUUUUAGAUUAGAAGCUGGAGUUUGUAGACUUUUUAGAGAUAUUCUUACUGACAAAGGAUUUGUUGAAAUUCACACCCCUAAAAUUAUCAGUGCAGCAAGCGAGGGUGGAGCUAAUGUAUUUACAGUUUCCUAUUUCAAAUCAUCUGCAUACUUAGCUCAAAGUCCCCAGCUGUAC